Aspergillus calidoustus is the source of this 1317-nucleotide messenger RNA. The record is from the annotation of a GenBank genome assembly. Lineage: Eukaryota; Fungi; Ascomycota; Eurotiomycetes; Eurotiales; Aspergillaceae.
AUGCUGAACAUUCCUUUUAUCCUCCUGGCUGCUGGCAGCCUGUCCACUCUCAUUGCUGGGGCUCCGAUCCCGUCCUCUCCCUUGAGCGCCGCCCGCCACGAAGAAGCUGUUCCUGCCUUCACUCCCUCUCUGUCCCUCAACAAGCGCACCACCGUCUACAACGUCCUCGGAGGAGCCGGCAAGCUCGCCCAAGGAUGGCCUUCCCUCGACGCCUGGUGGCCCUCGUUUGACGAGAUGUUCGAGGCCAACCGCGACACCAUGGCCAACUCGUGCACCCAAUGGAACGUCCCCAACAACUCGGACGACGAAAUCGACAACAUCUCCGCCGCCAUCAAGGAGGUCUCGGAAACCUCUGGCGUCGACGCGCGCUACAUCCUGGCCAUCGUCAUCCAGGAGAGCAACGGCUGUGUCCGCGCCCCUACCACCAACUACGGCGUCACCAACCCCGGUCUCAUGCAGAGCCACAACGGUCUGGGCUCCUGCAACAACGGCGAGGUCCUCAGCCCCUGCCCCUACGCUCAGAUCAAGCAGAUGAUCACCGACGGCACCGUCGGGACUUCAGACGGUGACGGCCUCGUCGGCUGCCUCAAGGCCGCCGGUGGCACCAGCGAUGUCUCCUCGUACUACCGCGCUGCGCGCAUCUACAACUCGGGCUCCAUCGACUCGUCUGGCAACCUCGGCCUGGGCAUCGCGACUCACUGCUACUCGUCUGAUGUUGCAAACCGUCUCACCGGCUGGGCGACUGGUCCUAGCAGCUGUGUCCCCGACACCAUCGGCACAUUGAAUGCUGCCGUCACCACCAACUUCCGCUUUGCGGGCAGCAGCACCUCGGAUGAUUCCAGCGAGUCCGAUGAGACGACGGUUGAGAGCAGCUCUACCACCACCACCACCACCACUACCACCACCACGACAACUCAAGCCCCGGCUCCGACAACCAGCGCCAGCACGACCACAACUGCUGCCCCCGCCCCAACCCCCGAGCCUGAGGCCGACACCGUGACAUCGACCACGACCACGACAACAACAAUGACCUACACCCUGGUUCACGUUGUCCCAACCAGCACGACAACGCCAUCAUCUGCUCCGACCGCACCCCCAGCCACCUCCGCCCCUGCCGCCUCCUCCACCGCGGCCCCCAUCUACCCCUACGCCGACUCCGCCUGCAAGGAGUACUACACGGUCGUGGAGGAUGACUACUGCCUCAAGGUCGAGUCCGCGAUUGGCGUCUCGCUCGCUGAGCUCCGCGAGUUGAACUCCGGGCUCAAGGAGGACUGCACGAAUCUGUGGCUCGGGUACCAGUACUGCAUCAAGGCUUAG